GGGCUUUCCCUCUUGUCCAUACCUCGAGGAUCAGUAGUCUCAACAGACUCAGCAGCCCAAAGAGGCCCAAAGUCUGGAGGGACUCGGCAGUCUGAACAGGCCUGGCGGUCUGAAGAGACCCAUAGUCUGGAAAGACUCAGUAGUCUGGAGAGACUCAGGAGUCUGGAAAGAUUCAGUAGUCUGAACAGAUUUGCUAGACUGGAAAGACUCGGCAGUCUGAACAGACCUAUAGUCUGGAGAGACUUGGCAGUCCCUACUGAGUCUUUCCGGGCUAUCGGUCCCUUGAGACUUUCGAGUCUGUUCAGGCUGCCGUGUCUCUUUGGACUGCUCGGUCUUUCCAGACUACUGAGUCUCUCUGGACUGCAGAGCCUUUUCAGAAUGCCGAGUCUCUCCAGAUUACUGAGUCUUUCCAGUCUACCGAGUCUGUUCAGACUGUUGAGGUUAUGGCUAUAA
Molecule: messenger RNA, 453 nt
Organism: Rasamsonia emersonii CBS 393.64
Lineage: Eukaryota; Fungi; Ascomycota; Eurotiomycetes; Eurotiales; Trichocomaceae
Exons: 1
Source: RefSeq, a predicted model, not a curated record